UAGAACAGGUGCAUGUGCUUGAAGACAUGACAUAACAGAAUUCAGCAAGCCAUGCACUACCAUUUCCAAAAUUGUAUUAAAUGCGCUUCAAUGUUUUUCUUUGAAAGCAGAAUUCAAAAAGUAUUUCAACUCAACACUGCUUCUUCCGUGCCCUGAAGAUGGUUCCUGCAAAUUGCCGCAAUGCUUCUGUUCUUUGACUGGCACCGAACCGCCAAGAAGUCUUAAUGCUGCGAAUGUACCUCAAAUGGUGAUACUCUCGUUUGACGAUGCCAUUACGGAUCGAACAAUUAAUGUUUACAAAUCGCUCUUUAAUGGAAGGCAUCGCAACCCAAAUGGAUGUGCUAUUAAAGGAACGUUCUUCAUUUCACAUCAGUGGAAUAACUAUGAUCAAACGCAAUGGCUAUAUGGCCAGGGCCAUGAAAUCGCUCUGAACUCAAUAACACAUGAAACCCUAGCCAAUAAAUCCAAGGAGCGAUGGAGGCACGAAAUGAUUGGGUUGAAAGAAUCACUUGAGGCUUUCAGCUACGUCGACAAAGAGUCGAUCAAAGGGGUUCGGGCCCCUCAGCUUCUGAUUGGAGGUGACGCACAAUUCCAAAUGAUGGAAGAGGAGAAACUCUGGUAUGAUAACUCUAUGCCUGUCAAUGAGGGACCGUUGUGGCCUCAAACAUUAGACCACAGUUUGUCUUGGGACUGCUCUGGACAGAACUGUCCACGGCGCCCUCACAAAGGUAUUUGGAUGGUUCCUCUUCAACUUUUGCAAGCAAAUAAUGGGAUUUGGCAUAACACCGCAAGAGCAGCUUUAAAACCAACGGAUUCCCGUUCAAGCGUGAUGCAGUUCCUUCGUAACAAUUUCUACAGGAACUACAAUACAAAUCGUGCCCCUUUUAUUCUUACUGCAGAUACAGACUUCUUAACUUACUUGCCAGAUAAUGGAGUAGUAUUAGCCAUCAACGACUGGCUUACUGAGGUUGGGGAGCAGGACGUUUAUGUGGUUACCGUAAAGCAGGUGAUUAGUUGGAUGCAAACUCCCGUAGCCCUCAGUGAAGCUUCGAAAUUCAAGCCUUGGCAAUGUGAGCGUCGUCUUAAGGAUCACAUGCAGCCAUGCGAGGUGAUGUCUGCUAAGCUUCCACAAAACAUCCAAGGAUCUCUUCCUGGUAAUUGCGGUUCGAUCUGGCUUUGGGUCCAAGCUUUAUAA
Molecule: messenger RNA, 1195 nt
Organism: Angiostrongylus costaricensis
Lineage: Eukaryota; Metazoa; Nematoda; Chromadorea; Rhabditida; Metastrongylidae
Source: the annotation of a GenBank genome assembly